AUAAUUGUGCGCAUGCUGAUUACUGAGUAAAGAAGUUUUUUAGCAAUUUUCGGAGAAACGUGGUUUGCACGUUUACGCUAACUGAAAAAUUCAGUUAGAAUUCACUUAUUGUGAGUGCCAAUUUUGCCCCAACAAGUGUUUUUGUGUCGGAAUGAAGUAAUAGUCUAUAUAUUUUUUGCGUUCGCUAUACUUUGAAACAAAGAAAAUGUCUAGUAGUAAUAAGAAAAAGGGCAAAAACCCGGCAGCGGUGGACAAUUGGUUGGACUCAAUUGGCCUGUAUCGAAAAAAUGUUGCUUAUGAUGAGACUUGCCUAUUUCGGGCUGUUAGUGAACAGCUGUUUCAAUGCCAAAUCUACCACGAGAGGGUCCGUAAAGAAUGCAUCGAUUACGGCAGACGGCACUAUUACGAUUUUUGGCACUUACUUGAGGAUGAAAAUGAGUGGUACAAUCAUUUAGACUUGUUAGAAAAGCAUAUGGUCGUUUGUGGUAAUAUAGAGAUUCAGCUAAUUAGUCACAAGUACAACCGCGACGUUGUUGUGUACGAUGCAACACACCAAAGCGUACUUCAAGUUACUCGAAGAGGUUUAGAUAAGACACUUAUGCUAUGCCUCAUGAACGAAGACCAUUACGAUGUGGUUUAUGAGAAGGAACACAUCCAAAAUGCGGGCUUUUGCCAAUCCAUUGUUUACGGUAUUCUGUACGAAAAUGUUUUUGAUGUUCCUAAUGUGCAAAAUAUCGUGCAUGGGAUGCUGUACGAGAAAGAGUUCGUAGCUUUAUCAUUUGCCGAUGUUAGUGAUAAUUUUGAAUCUAAACUUAGCUUGGAGAAAGAGGGGGACAAGAACACUGAAGUUGUUGUGCCACCACCAGUAAAUAUAGCCCCUUUUCCCUUCAAGGUGGCUAAAGCGCUUGAUCCCACCAUCUACAGGAACAUUGAGUACGAUUCCUGGACUGAAGUUAGGAGGGAACUUCGUCUUGGCGACUGGUAUUACGGUGAUGACAACCUAAUACUAGGAACACGCUGCAUUCUCAAUCAAGACGAUCAAACUUACGAAUGUUACAUCCAAGAGAUCAUUAAAAACGAGAACAAAUGUGUGGUUUAUGUGACAAAACUCGCCGAAAAGCGCACCGUAAACUACACGGAUUUGUCUCCUGAAAACGACGCAAAACCGUGGCCACUGCCCUACAGAUUUACCAAAAACCAAGUGGCGACUCCGUCCCAAGCCGUCACACUCGAAACCAAGCUAAAAUUACCGAAAAAACGUAAAGAUAAACGCCGAGUGAAAAGUAACAGCGAGUCUCAAACGCAAGCGGUUUCAUCGCAACAGCUUGCCCAAGAUAUUGAGGCUUUCAUUGGCCAGCCUUUGCAAAUGCAAAAUAAUUCCGGACAGAAUUACAACCAAGCGCAAAGUCCCCCAGAAAUAUCCAGCUCGCAGUCGCAACAUAAUUUGCUAGUAACCCCUGAUAUUCCAUCGCCGAUGCCCAAAUUUUCCUGGGAGACUCCUUGGAGCACCGCUGCUGCGGCCUCGUGCGAGAAAUUCGUUUGGUCGCAACCAGCGACUUCCCCGGGGAUGAAGCCGAUGGUGGCCUCAGCUCCCACCACUCCAAACGUGAUUCCUUACCACGAUUCGCAAUAUCCCUUCGUCUACAAUUACCCUGUGGACAGUUCGUUCAACUCGUGGAACAGCAGCUCUGUCUACAGUCCUCCGAGUCAAUUUCCGCUGGAACCGGACGAGGACAACGAAAAUGUGGACAAUUUCCAGGAGUACGCUGGGAAUUUUGAGGCGCAGCCGGCGAAAGAGAUACCGCCACUGAUUCUCCCGCCUCCCAAUCCGCCAGUUGAGAUCUACUCGGCUGUGAUCCCCAUUCCUCCGGGAACUCCCGUGAUUUACACACACACUCCCGAAGGACCGGAAAUGAUGGUUUACACGCCGCCAGUUGAUGUGCAAUACGUUUCGCCAACACCGUACUUCUACUCGCCGACGAUACCAACCACUUGGUAUCCGCUAGGAAUCAAUUCCCAGGGAUUUAUUUUCCCAACUCCAGUCAACCAGAAUUUGCAAAACAAUUAAGAGCGUUUCAUUAUGAAUGUUAAUGCUUUGAAGAAAUUUAUUUUUGUUAUUUUUGUCAGAGUUCAAUUAAGUUUAUCAUGUUUUUCCUUAUUAAUGCAUUUAAUUAUUGAGUUUCGUUUUCGUUGAAAGGUUCUGAGAAAUAAAACGUUAUUUUCGA
Messenger RNA from Tribolium castaneum (red flour beetle), 2225 nucleotides. Its product is annotated as putative bifunctional UDP-N-acetylglucosamine transferase and deubiquitinase ALG13. Bases 206 to 2068 code for a protein of 620 amino acids. Gene Ontology annotation, molecular function: cysteine-type deubiquitinase activity. The record is from RefSeq and is a predicted model, not a curated record. Gene Ontology annotation, biological process: protein deubiquitination. The transcript has 8 exons. Lineage: Eukaryota; Metazoa; Arthropoda; Insecta; Coleoptera; Tenebrionidae.